CGAAUCGCCACUCAGUUUCAGCUAAUUCUUUGAACCGCGAAGAUGUUGGCGAUACUUGUGUCCGCGUUAAUCGCCGUUCUCGUAACCUGGGUCGUGACCACAACCGCUCGUCACCUACUCCUGGUCCGGAAGCUGCAGAGAUUGCUGCCAAAAUUUGGCACCGUUCCGUCGGUUCCCGUGCUGGGCAAUACCUUUCUGUACCGGAAGGAUCCGACCCCUCCGGGAAUCUUCGCCACCUUCUUCGGCUUCCAUCGACGCUACGGGGACGAUCUGAUCACGCAAAGUUUGUUCAACCAGCCGGUGCUCCAGGUCACCAGUGCACCGGUGGUGGAGCAGGUCUUGAACGCGAAAACCGUCAAGAAAUCGAUUAUCUACGAGUUUAUGAAGCCGUGGCUCAACGAGGGACUGAUAACGGCGCUUGGGAAGAAGUGGGCCCAGAGACGGAGAAUCAUUACGCCUGCGUUUCACUUUAAGAUUUUGGAGGAGUUUCUCGACAUCUUUAAUCGCCGGUCGGAGGACUUUGUGGGGAAACUGCGCACCCGGGUGGGCAAAGGAGACUUUAACAUCUACGAGGACGUGACGCUGUGCACGCUGGACAUAAUUUCCGAGUCCGCAAUGGGGGUCAAGAUUAACGCGCAGGAUAAUCCCGACUCACCGUACGUGAAAGCGGUCAAGGAAAUGUCCAACAUAAUCUUCCGAAGGCUGUUCAGCAUGAUGCGAGAGUACAAAAUCUUCUUCCACCUGCAAAAGGCUGCCCAGCGUCAGAAGGCGGCAUUGGCAGUCCUGCACAGCUUUACCGAUUCCGUGAUCGUUACCCGGAAGACCCAGCUCGAGAGUGAGCAAGCCCGCGAGGCAACUCAGCAAAAGCUGGAGGAAACCGACAUCUACGGCAAGCGUAAGAUGACGCUACUCGAACUGCUGCUCAACGUUUCCGUCGACGGUCACCCGCUGAGCAAUGCCGACAUCCGCGAGGAGGUCGACACGUUCAUGUUUGCCGGCCACGACACGACCACGUCCUGCAUCAGCUUCGCAGCGUACCACAUCGCCCGAAAUCCCGCAGUCCAGCAGAAACUGUACGACGAGAUGGUCCAGGUGCUAGGACCGGACUUUAAAAACACUCAGCUGACCUACAGCAACCUACAGGAACUCAAAUAUCUCGAAAUGACCAUCAAAGAAGUGCUCCGCAUCCAUCCCUCCGUGCCGGUUAUCGGUCGCAAAUCCGCCCACGAUAUGAUCAUCGAUGGCAGCAAAGUCCCGCCGGGAAUCGACGUGGCCAUUCUUAUCUACGGCAUGCACAACAAUCCUGCCGUGUUUCCCGAGCCGACCCGCUUCGAUCCCGAGCGGUUCAACGAGGAAAACAGCAGCAAACGACACCCGUACGCGUACGUUCCGUUCAGUGCCGGAGCUCGGAACUGUAUCGGUCAGAAGUACGCCCUGCUGGAGAUUAAGGCCACACUGGUUAAGCUGCUGGGUCACUAUCGGCUGGGGGCGUGCGAUCCGGCCAAUACGGUGCGCAUCAAAACCGACAUGACGCUGCGACCGGUCAACGGGACCUUUGUGAAGAUUGUUGAGCGAUGAAGAUGUGCUUUUGAAAAAAAUGCAAAUAAAUGAAUAAAAUUUGUUAGGCGGACUUGCAUACAAUUUUCAUUAUUUCUU
Culex pipiens pallens (northern house mosquito) is the source of this 1656-nucleotide messenger RNA. RefSeq names its product cytochrome P450 4d1-like. The coding region runs from base 43 to 1578 and encodes 511 amino acids. The record is from RefSeq and is a predicted model, not a curated record. Gene Ontology annotation, molecular function: iron ion binding; oxidoreductase activity, acting on paired donors, with incorporation or reduction of molecular oxygen; monooxygenase activity. Lineage: Eukaryota; Metazoa; Arthropoda; Insecta; Diptera; Culicidae. The transcript is spliced from 2 exons.